Molecule: messenger RNA, 1490 nt
Organism: Dendroctonus ponderosae (mountain pine beetle)
Lineage: Eukaryota; Metazoa; Arthropoda; Insecta; Coleoptera; Curculionidae
Product: protein bric-a-brac 1
Exons: 4
Coding region: 193-1395 (400 amino acids)
Biological process (GO): regulation of transcription by RNA polymerase II
Cellular component (GO): nucleus
Molecular function (GO): protein binding
Source: RefSeq, a predicted model, not a curated record
ACUAAAAGAAGCAGACAAUGCGGCUUCAUUAUAUACUAUAGAAAGCAAUUAAACGACCUGAAAAGUCCGUUAGAGCCGGAGAAAGUGAGCGCAGUUUAUAGCAAAUUUCAAACUGUGCAAAUAAGGAACAACAUUGAGGAAGAUUAGUUCAACAUGUAUCUGCCCCACGGGAAACAGGUUGCAAGUUAAGCAAUGUCUUCCAAGCAUUUUUGCUUAAAAUGGACAAAGUUUCAAACGAGCAUAUUGAAUGCAUUUGAAAGUCUGCAGAGCACUGAAGAUCUUGCAGAUGUUACCCUAACUUGUGAAGGAAUCAGUAUAAAAGCCCACAAAUUCAUCCUAUCAGCAUGUAGCCCGUAUUUUCGAACUAUAUUUAAGGAGAAUCCCUGCUCGCAUCCAAUAGUAAUUCUCAAAGAUGUAGCAUAUGUAGAUCUGAUAGCAAUAGUAAACUUUAUGUAUCAUGGGGAGGUGAUGGUAUCUGAAGAACAGCUCCCUUCAUUUCUGCAGACUGCUACGAUUCUGCAAGUGUCUGGGCUGAUUAACAAUGAAACCCCAUACAGUCUAAACAGACAGUCUACUCCAACGAAAAAGAUAAAACCCAGUCCUAGUGAUCACCAGGAAUGUCCGACGAAAAAAAUCAAAGCCAAUCCGAGAGGCCACAAAUCGACUUUGGAAGAAAGUAUCUGCAAAAUGUUAGUGCCACCAGUGCCUUUAGGACAGUUAGAAACCGACAAAAUUAAGCUCGAAUCCCAAGAAGAACUGGAAGAAAAUAGUGAUCAAAACCUUAACAAAAUAUACGAAGUUCCCGAGAAAAUAGAAAGUCAAUCUCAUAGUUCGAUACUAGAAGCCGCUCUUGAAGUUAAGUCAGGAAGCAUAUUGGAGAGGUCGUUGACAUCUCAACCUACUUCUGGUAAAACAGCAGCAAUACCUGUGCCAACGGAAAAAUUGAAUACAUCGCCUGUAUUGCCAGAUAUUUCAAUACCAAAAACCGUGUUCAUACCGAGGAAACCACCAGAGAGUGAAAUGGAACGGUUGAUAUUGAGAUCAUCUUCAGAAUCGUCAUCCAGUCCUUCAUCCUUUGAACGUCCUGGUGAAUAUCUACAGCAGACCAUAAAAGUUGAAGGAGUGGACCAGCCAGAAAUGGAGAUUCUAUCAUCAGAAGAGGCAGCGCUGAACUUUUCGAAAUCAAUAGCGGAAGUUCCACACCACAGCAGUCAAUGUGGAAAUUGUCCGCAUUGUGGCAAAAUUUACUCGAAUCAAUCGGCCUUAAAAUACCAUGUAAGAUUGGUACAUUCAGAUUUGACGAAUAUGUAUUGUUGUCAUUUAUGUCCGGAGAGUUUUGACUAUAGGGAGGGCUACAAAAAGCACAUGGCUGACGCACAUUCCGUGCGGAAUUGAUUUAGAAUUUGGUUGAAUUGAUUUAGAAUUUGGUUCAUUUAUACUUGUUAAUAAAUAUUUUAUUUUAUAUGUUAAUAUUAAAAUGGUUUUUGAGA